This is a messenger RNA of Erinaceus europaeus (western European hedgehog), 9926 nucleotides long. RefSeq names its product RAS protein activator like 2 (gene RASAL2). Gene Ontology annotation, biological process: regulation of GTPase activity. The transcript has 18 exons. Lineage: Eukaryota; Metazoa; Chordata; Mammalia; Eulipotyphla; Erinaceidae. The coding region runs from base 526 to 4368 and encodes 1280 amino acids. The record is from RefSeq and is a predicted model, not a curated record.
CUAUCACCCUGGGAUGCCGCCCGCCGCCGCCCGCGCCGCUGCUGCCGGGCUGGAGCUACCCGCGGCGGCGCCGGAGCGCCAGCGGCGGCGGGACCAGGGCCCGAGAGUUCGGGGAGGAGGGGUGGGGGGCGGACCGGCCGCGCGUGCAGCAAAGGCUGAGGCGGGGCAGGAGGGAGCCGGCGUCUGCGGGCUGAGGGAGCCGCACAUCGGAGCCGCUGAGGUGGCGGCGGCGGAACCGGUCUGAGGGGGCGGUCUCAGGCGGCGACGCCCCCUGCCCAGCCCGGCUCCGUCCUUUCUGUGUCCGCGCGUUGUCCCUGCUCCUGGCCCGGCCCUGCCGCCCGCGUCGCCGGCGAGGGCUGAGGCGCGGGGACCGCACCUGAGCCGGGCCACGCUGGCGCCGCCCCCCGGGCCCGCCCGCCGGCCGCAGGUGGGCUGCAGCGUCCGGGCCGCGGGCAGUGGGCGGCGGGGACCCAGCUGAGGCCCCGGGCACCGUCCUCCGCCCCCUCCCCCCGCCCGCCGGCCACCAUGGAGCUGUCCCCGUCGUCCGGAGGCGCGGCGGAGGCGCUGUCCUGGCCGGAGCUGUUCCCCGGGCCCGAGGCGGACUCGCCGCUGCCCCCCGAGGAGCUGGACACGGCGGUGCCCGUGAGCGGGGCGACCGGCGGCAUGCUGGACCGCAUCCUCCUGGAGUCGGUGUGCCAGCAGCAGAGCUGGGUCCGCGUGUACGAUGUGAAAGGGCCUCCUACCCAUCAUUUGUCAUGUGGCCAGUCACCCUACACGGACACCACAACAUGGGAGCGGAAGUACUGCAUACUCACAGACAGCCAGUUGGUGUUGCUCAACAAGGAGAAGGAGAUACCUUUGGAGGGACAGGAGCAGCAGACAGAUUCCACCAAAGGGCGUUGCUUGAGGAGAACUGUGAGUGUUCCUUCCGAGGGUCAGUUUCCUGAGUACCCACCAGAGGGCACCACAAAACUGGAGGUGCCAGCAGAAAGGUCCCCUCGCAGACGGAGUAUCUCAGGGACCAGUACAUCAGAGAAGCCCAACUGUAUGGACACUGCAAAUACCUCACCCUUCAAAGUACCAGGAUUCUUCAGCAAGCGCCUGAAAGGUUCCAUCAAGAGGACCAAAAGCCAAUCAAAACUGGACAGAAACACCAGCUUUAGGCUUCCAUCCCUUCGCAAUACAGAUGACAGGUCUCGUGGACUGCCUAAACUAAAAGAAUCACGUUCCCAUGAAUCCUUGUUGAGCCCAUGCAGUGCAGUGGAAUGUCUGGAUCUUGGUAGAGGGGAGCCUGUAUCAGUGAAACCUCUCCAUAGCAGUAUCCUUGGACAAGAUUUCUGCUUUGAGGUUACCUACUUAAGUGGAAGUAAGUGUUUCAGCUGUAACUCUGCCUCAGAGAGAGAUAAGUGGAUGGAAAAUCUUCGCAGGACAGUUCAACCAAAUAAGGAUAAUUGCAGACGAGCUGAAAAUGUUCUUCGUUUAUGGAUCAUUGAAGCUAAGGACCUUGCCCCGAAAAAAAAAUAUUUCUGCGAACUGUGCCUUGAUGAUACUCUUUUUGCUCGUACAACCAGCAAGACCAAAGCAGACAAUAUUUUCUGGGGUGAACAUUUUGAAUUCUAUAGCCUUCCAUCUAUUCAUAGUAUUACAGUUCAUAUUUAUAAAGAUGUGGAAAAAAAGAAGAAAAAAGACAAGAAUAAUUAUGUAGGGCUAGUUAACAUCCCCACUGCCAGUGUGACUGGUCGACAAUUUGUAGAAAAAUGGUACCCAGUAAGUACACCUACGCCUAACAAAGGAAAGACUGGAGGACCUUCCAUUCGAAUUAAGUCACGCUUCCAAACUAUCACCAUUCUGCCUAUGGAGCAAUACAAAGAAUUUGCAGAGUUUGUCACCAGCAAUUAUACCAUGCUGUGUUCUGUCCUUGAGCCAGUCAUUAGUGUGAGAAAUAAAGAAGAGUUAGCUUGUGCAUUAGUUCACAUUCUUCAAAGUACAGGGCGAGCCAAGGAUUUUCUGACCGACUUGGUGAUGUCUGAGGUGGAUCGUUGUGGAGAGCAUGAUGUCUUGAUCUUCAGAGAAAACACCAUUGCCACCAAAUCCAUUGAGGAAUACCUCAAGUUGGUGGGACAACAGUAUCUACAUGAUGCACUGGGUGAAUUCAUCAAAGCUUUGUAUGAGUCAGAUGAGAACUGUGAAGUAGAUCCCAGCAAAUGUUCAUCUAGUGAACUGAUAGACCAUCAGAGCAACCUGAAAAUGUGUUGUGAGCUUGCUUUCUGCAAAAUCAUCAACUCCUACUGUGUUUUUCCUCGUGAGUUGAAAGAAGUGUUUGCAUCAUGGAAGCAGCAGUGUCUGAACCGAGGCAAGCAAGAUAUCAGUGAGCGACUCAUCAGUGCCUCUUUGUUCCUUCGGUUCUUAUGCCCAGCCAUUAUGUCUCCCAGUCUUUUCAACCUUAUGCAGGAGUAUCCUGAUGAUCGUACGUCUCGGACUCUCACUCUUAUUGCCAAGGUCAUUCAGAACCUGGCUAACUUUGCCAAAUUUGGUAAUAAAGAAGAAUAUAUGGCAUUCAUGAAUGAUUUCUUAGAACAUGAAUGGGGUGGAAUGAAACGCUUUCUUUUGGAGAUCUCUAAUCCAGACACCAUUUCAAAUACCCCAGGAUUUGAUGGUUACAUUGAUCUGGGCAGAGAGCUUUCCGUUUUACAUUCCUUGCUGUGGGAAGUAGUCUCCCAGCUUGAUAAGGGUGAAAAUUCCUUCCUACAGGCAACGGUGGCAAAGUUGGGACCUCUCCCUCGAGUUCUUGCUGAUAUCACCAAGUCUCUGACUAAUCCUACACCAAUACAGCAACAAUUGAGACGCUUCACUGAGCAUAACUCCAGUCCAAAUGUCAGUGGAAGUCUGUCUUCUGGGCUGCAGAAAAUAUUUGAAGACCCCACUGACAGUGAUUUGCACAAGCUGAAAUCUCCAAGCCAGGACAACACAGAUAGCUAUUUCAGAGGGAAAACAUUAUUGCUGGUUCAGCAAGCCUCCUCCCAGAGCAUGACGUAUUCUGAAAAGGAUGAGAAGGAGAGUAGCCUUCCUAAUGGUCGAAGCAUCUCCCUCAUGGACCUUCAGGACACUCAUGCUUCGCAAAUGGAGCAUGCAUCUGUCAUGUUGGAUGUGCCUAUGCGCUUGACCGGAAGCCAGCUCUCCAUAACCCAGGUGGCCAGCAUCAAACAACUACGGGAAACACAGAGCACUCCCCAGAGUGCACCCCAAGUGAGAAGACCCUUGCACCCUGCCUUGAACCAGCCUUUAUCUUUCCAGAACCCUGUCUAUCACCUCAAUAACCCGAUUCCAGCAAUGCCAAAGGCCUCUGUGGAUUCAAGUUUGGAGAACCUAAGCACUGCCAGUUCAAGAAGCCAAAGUAACAGUGAGGACUUCAAACUCAGUGGACCCAGUAAUAGCAGCAUGGAAGAUUUUACCAAGCGGAGCACCCAGAGUGAAGACUUCUCCAGACGGCACACGGUACCAGACAGACACAUACCUCUUGUUCUGCCUCGGCAGAAUAGUACUGGGCAGGCCCAAAUCCGAAAAAUGGACCAGACUGGACUAGGUGCCCGAGCCAAAGCCCCACCAUCCCUACCACACAGUGCUUCCCUGCGCAGCACUGAGAGCAUGUCUGUGGUAUCUGCAGCCCUGGUAGCUGAACCUGUACAGAAUGGAAGCCGGUCCAGGCAACAGUCCUCGUCCUCCAGGGAGAGCCCCGUUCCCAAAGUGAGAGCCAUCCAGAGACAGCAGACCCAGCAGGUUCAGUCACCUGUUGACUCUGCUACAAUGUCCCCAGUAGAAAGGACAGCAGCUUGGGUUCUGAACAAUGGACAAUAUGAAGAGGAUGUAGAAGAAACAGAGCAAAAUCCAGAUGAAGCCAAGCAUGCUGAGAAGUAUGAACAGGAAAUCACAAAACUGAAGGAUCGCCUGAGAGUGUCCAGCCGACGGCUGGAGGAAUAUGAACGCCGACUGCUGGUGCAGGAGCAGCAAAUGCAAAAGCUGCUGCUGGAGUACAAGGCCCGGCUAGAGGACAGUGAGGAGCGGUUGCGCAGGCAGCAGGAAGAAAAAGAUAGCCAGAUGAAAAGCAUCAUCAGCAGGCUAAUGGCUGUGGAAGAGGAACUGAAGAAGGAUCAUGCUGAAAUGCAAGCAGUUAUUGAUGCAAAGCAGAAAAUAAUUGAUGCACAGGAAAAGCGCAUUAUGUCCCUGGAUUCAGCCAACACCAGACUGAUGAGUGCACUGACCCAAGUGAAGGAGCGUUACAGCAUGCAGGUCCGGAAUGGCAUCUCACCCACCAACCCCACCAAGCUUUCCAUCACGGAAAAUGGUGAAUUCAAAAACAGCAGCUGCUGAUGGGCGUGGUGGAUAGACAGACUGCAGCAGGAUACAGCAGGAAAUGUCUCAGCUCUCCUACCCCCAGCUCUUCACCUAACCCCACCAGGUUUACACAGCGUGGCUACUUCAAAAUGGCUGUGGGGCAAAAGGCUUCUGAAUGAAAAAAGGAACGGUGUCUUUCAGUUGAGACUUGCAGGAUCCAUGCUUUCUCCUGUCUCUGUGUACAUAGAGAACUUUGUUCUGGGCCAUGUACAGAAAUGCCACUGUAAUAUAACAAAAGGAAGUUAAUAAUGUAGAUGAUCUUUUUAAUUAUUGCUAUUUUAUUAUUGCUUUCUUCUUGUUGAAAGCACUGCAGUUGUUAGAGGAAGAAAGUAGAAACUAUUUGUGCUUGAGAGAUAAACCUGGAGGUCAGUAGAUAGAGGCCAAAUGUCUGUGAUAGAAGCACAGGAAGUGUGAUAGAACGUCAGAAUUCAUUUUUCAGGGAUUCUUCUACCAGUUUAAAAACCCUACUCCUGCCCCCAGGAUCUGUAGUACUAUGCACAUAUCAAAAUCCAAACUAAACAGUUUAUUCAUUUGUUCAUCAACCAAGCCUGGUUCUGAAUGCACAGCUAAUCUGAUCUUGGGGUACAUUGUUUUAGAGAUAAGAGCUGUUGCAUCAAAACUGGAUAUUAAGAGUGGUUACUAUUGAACUCCUGUUGAUGUAUAUUUCUCUCUGUGUAUAGCAGAUAGAAAUGUCUCAUUUUAGCUAGGGGGCCUAAUAAAGUUGUAAUAAAAGGGCCUUCUUUUUCCCCAUUAGAGUUUACAAAACUAUAAAUAGUUGUCUCUGUUUACCAUCUUCAUGUUUUCACAUCCUCUGCCCUCUCCCAUGUUGGGAGAAAUCAUCACCAACAAGGAUUAUAUUCUCCUAGAAAGGCUAUUUAAACUUGCUAUCCAUAAGCUAUCUGAAAUAAACACCCUUUCUUUCACACAGAAAAGGGCUAGCUAUAUCAUAACAGGAAUCUCUGAGUAUUUCCUACUAUUUUUUUUCUAUUUGUAAGUUAUAAUAUUAGUUUGAGAAUAAAGAAUUUAUCCACAGUACUAGCAAAUAUCUGGGCAGGGUACUUUUAUCUGUCUUCAUCUUUUUAAAUUUCUACUUUCUCUAAUCCCUUCAGUAAAAUUUGGAAAGGAAACUUAGACCUGAAGUAUCACUCUUUCUUAAGAGUGGUGUUCACUCUAAUGGAAAAAUCUAAACUGGUGAGGACAAUGCAUUUUAUGCUUUUAGCAGAUUUGGCAAUAAUGACCCAGUUUCACCAGUCAUCAUCAUCAUCUUCAUUAUAGGACAGAAAAAAAUGUGGAAACAAAUUUAUUUGAACUUUUUUCCUGAAGGAGUGAAAAUAUCAUCUUGAUUAUCAGAAAGAUGGAGUUACAUGUUAAGCAGACCUUAAAUAUACAUGCAUAUAUACAUGUAUAAUUCACAUGUGUACAUAUAACUGCACAAAUAGGGAGAGUUCAUGCCUUCUAUGCUGUCAGAAAGUUUAAAAGGUUUUGUGUCUAUUUAAGAUCUAAGCAGUUGUUUAUAUUAAGAACACUGUUUUUCAAGUAAGUUAAUGAUGUUUAUUUUAAUUAUAAAUUUAAAUGAAUUCUCUUUUAAAGGAAAAAGGGAUAGGAAAAGGGAAAAAAAAAAAGUCCCAAGGAUAUAGAGUGAAUGUUUCCAUGAAAGAAAAACUUGUAAAGAAACGAAAACAUCUGCACAUCCUCUCUUGAGUGAAGCCCAGCAUUGCCAAGCCUCCCGUUUCACACUGGCUGUGUCCUGCCUUUCGUGUGUUCCCUUCUCUCAGGUGGAUCUCUGCGUGGGACCUUGCAUCUCAGCAACCUCACUAUGGUUCCCACUCCAUACCCUGUUAAAUAUAUAGUUAAAUCCUAUAUCUAAACCUUUUUUGUUUUUGCUGUUUUUUCAGUUCAUUGGGAGGAAGCUUAGUGGUUUGCCCUCCAUAAGUAAGGUUUUUAACAUAUGGACACAUGAAUAAUCUAAACCUUUUCAAUCACUUUCCUUUGAAAUACUUAUGUUUCUGCCUGUCACAGAUCUCAGCCAGGAGCUUCUAUUUGGGCUUCUCUGAUUUUCAGACUUCAUGCCACACAUUUGAGCAUUUGUAUACUUUCUCAACCCUUGAUCUUAACAUGAUCUUAUUUCUUCUCUUUAAGCUGAGGGUACACUGUGGUUAAGAUCACUUUUUUUAAUAUGGAAAAAAUAUAUACUAUUUCUCAAAUAGCACCUCAUGUGGGAGAAGGGGCAUGCAAGCAUAGGGUUAUUCUUGUCAGUGAUUGUUCUGGGCUCUAGCUAUGUUUAAUUCAUUCUUUGUAAAAGUCUCAAAUUAGGCCACAGAACACCUGGUAAAAGUCUGUCAGUUUCAUUGACCUUCAGUAUGUAAUGUGGACAGAAGACACAUACACAGAAAAACAAUUUUUUAUGCAUCUUGCUGAUAUUGUGGGAAUUCUUUACUGUGUACCUACUGAUUUGAAAUCAGAUUAGAUUCCCAAUUUAUUAUCAGGUUGCCUAUAUUGAAAAUAAAAUAAGUAAAUAGAAAUAAGCUAGAAGUUAAUAUUGUUACCAGGUGUUCAUUUUUAGACUAUCUUUUGAGUCUACUCUUAUUCAAAUGUUUUUCUGAGUUUUCCUUUAGAGAAUGCUACAAUCUAUUGAAUUCCUUCUAAUAUUUUUUUUAAAUAGGAAAGAAGGCAGUAUCAGUUGAUGGUAUUUAUUACAAAACCCAAAUAGGUGCAAGCCUCUGUCUUGAUGGGAGGAGGUAUGUGGUUGAAAAGAUGAACAAAGAUAACCAAGUGUCACACUCCUUUCACCUGGCACAUAGGAGUACAGGACAGACCAAGGGGCGGAUAGGACUUGGAAUGCAGGCAAAAAAACUUAAAAAGAGCUUAUCUAGGGGCCGGGUGGUGGUGCACCUGGCUGAGCACAUGUGUUACAAUGUGCAGGCACCCGGGUUUGAGCCCCCGGUCCCCACCUGCAGGGGGAAAGUUUCACAAGUGGUGAAGCAGGGCUGCAGGUGUCUCUCUUGUCUCUCUCCCUCUCUAUCACCCCUCUUCCUCUUGAUUUCUGGCUGUCUCUAUCCAAUAAAUAAAAAAAUUAAAAGAGCUUAUCUAGCUGGCACGUAAAUGUGUCUAUUAACAAGGGAGUGUUGGUAGUGUUUAGGAAAAGAGCUUGUGUUCUUUCAUUAUCACUGUAGCAGUAGGCUUUCUGGGGCCAAGAGGCAAAAGGGAUUAUAUCCAUCACCCCCUAGGAUAGCAUAUAGCAAAUCAUAUAGAGAAGAGAUUAGAGAAAGUAGCCAACAAACUGACUGUGUUCAAGGCUGUUACCAAGGCAGAAGACUGGGCCAAAAAGGAAAGUGUGGUGAAAUAAGGUAACCCUUCAAACAAUUUGUUGUUAUUUUUUUUAAACUUGGAACCAAACUGUUCAGAGUUAACUUGUUUCUGUUUCCACCUUUUCCUCCAAUGAUUUUGGAUAGUGAAGGAUUUCCUCUCUACAACUGCUAUGUGCCCUCAAGAAUUAAGCUUGAUUUCAUAAGUAAAUUUUCCAGACUUUGGCCUAUCUAACCUGUCACUGGUAGACUGUGUUGGGGACAGCUCUUUGUUAGAGCAAGAUGAUUGUCUUCAAGUGAGUUUGUGUUCAUAUGCACUGGGCCUUCCAUCUAGCCUUAGUUUUUAUCUCCACUUUAGAGUCCCCCAGGUGGGACCAAACUUGGGAAAGUAACUCUUUUCUUAAGUCCCAUAUGACCCUGAGCUCCAGACUUGACACCAGACUAGAUUUGUCACUUGACACUGGCAGUUCCAGAGUCCACUUCACAGCUUCUGUGUGUAUUUAACCACACUUUUGGAGGCUACCUUUUGCAGAUUGUUGAAGACAAGAGCUCUGUUUUUGCCAUUCCCUCUUCAUUUCCUCAAGUCUACUAAUUAUAUCUGCCAGUAAAUAACUGUCUUCCUAUCCCCUCUCUGGGAUGAGAAAACCAGGAAUAGUUUGCUUUUACCAAGUUAUCAACUGAAAGAACCUAUUGUGCUAGUUAAAAAAAAGAAAGAAAGAUGUGGUAGAGUAUUGAAUUUUUUAAGUAGAAUUACAGUUCAUGUUUGAUCAUUACUAGUCCUAGAAGCAUUCUCUUGUCAUAACCCAGUUAUGAUUGCAGUUGAGUUCAGGGAUAACAACAUAAUUAAAUUUGCAUGAAAUGGAAAAAAUAUUUCAUGAGAUGUGAAAGAACCUGAGGAAGGUACAUGACCCAAAAAGGGACUGAUACACAGCAGCCUGUCAGAAUGGUUUGAGGAUACAGCAGAGUGUGUGUCCACAGCUCAUUUUAAUAGAAAGGCAGUUUCUGUAGAUAACAUGCAUAGAUGAAGCACAUGAUUCAUAAGGUUUCCUUUUUUCUGAAUGUCAGUCCAUCUUACAGAGCAGUGAUCCCCAAACUUUCUUGAGAACUUUUUAUUUUUCUGCUCUCAUUUGUUAUAUAACAGUGGUUCUUCUUUAAAAAUGUACCAUAUGUGUUAUAUGUAUAUAUAUAAGUUAAAGUGACUUGAAAUUAAUUUGGUUUGACAUUGUAUCAAGAACCCUAGAUAUCAUUAAUGAUAUCAUGGGGAGUUGUAGAAAGAAAGCUGAAUACCACAGAUCUGCAAGUAGGAUCCAAAAAGAAGUAGCUGUGAUUCCUGGUCAGAUAAUCCUCAGGUGUUUGAGUAACCAACCCAGCAAGACUUAGCAAAUGUGGUGAGUAACCCAAAAAAAAAAAAAAGUGAUGGGUUUUAACCAUAUUUCAGCAUACAUUUUAAUCUCCUUGUCAAUUCUCAUUUUCCAGUUAGAUGCCCUCAUCUUCACUAGGAAAUGUUUUUGUUUGUUUUUCAGUUUGGGGCAUAAAAUUAGGUUUAUUUGUUGCUGUAGAGAAAUUUCCACCAACUCUGUAUUUUAGGGGCUUCCAUCACCUGUUAGAGAUAUAGAUAUUUUUAUGUCAUUUCUAAAUUCCCAAGCAAAAAGUUUCGUUUCCCAAUUUCUUCAAAGAUCAAAUGCUAAUUGUCUCUGACCACUAUCCUGCAGAGAAAAUAAAUAGUAAUGAUUAAAUGUUGACCUGUGCUUAGACAUUUCCUAGUUACAUUAAAAUUAACUCAAGCAGACAGCUGCACAUUAACCUGAGUCACACCUAUGAUGAAUUUACCUUCUAAAUUUGAUUUCCCUACUUCUUUUUUUCUUUCCUUUUUUUUUUUUUGUCAUUUCCAGGGCCUUAAAGAGAGUGUGUUAAUAUACAUGACUAUUUUACAAUGAUAGUUCUAAAUAAUUUAUUUUUAUUUCAAGAAAGAGAAGUACAUCUUAGAAAAACAAAACCCAAGAUUUUAUUUUAUUUUUGAAGCCAUGUUUUUGUGCUUGUAGCACUUAGAUUAUUCCAUAUGUGAGACCCAUAUCUGCAUUUCAUCACCUGGGUUUGUUCUAAAGAAGAUUUAUUUUUGUUCUGUGAAUAAUUUUUUGAUGGUUCUUGUACUUGUACAGAUAUAGAUAAUGUUUGAGGUCUUUUAUUGAUAUUCCUACAAAGAAUACAAAUAAACUUUAACUUUAAACA